Messenger RNA from Hylaeus volcanicus, 3105 nucleotides. RefSeq lists its product as uncharacterized. Bases 935 to 2587 code for a protein of 550 amino acids. The transcript has 8 exons. Lineage: Eukaryota; Metazoa; Arthropoda; Insecta; Hymenoptera; Colletidae. The record is from RefSeq and is a predicted model, not a curated record.
ACUUUCAGUUUCUUUCGGGCGUCCGCGAGAACAACAUCGCGAAUGUAACGGUCGCGCUUGUGCGCGCGUGAAAGUUUUCGUCGCGUCGUCGUCGUCGUCGUCGUCGUCGUCGUCGUUGUCGUCGUCUCACUAACGCUCUAACGCUCACCACCUCGUCACCUUCGUUCAUGCUGUCAAUUCGCAACAAGGAAAGAACGAAAGAGACCAUAGAAUUAAAGGACAAAGCUGAAAGCGCGUUACAGAUCGAAUCGAAAUUCUGAUCGGCGAUAAAAUCUUUAGACGUAGUCGACGUGUGAAAAAGUGGAAGGAGGACGACGAGAAAGAGGGAAGAAGGUCUGGCCGACCAAAAAUUCUUCAUGGCACUUCCGACGCCGUGAAAGUGAUCUCGAGGAUCCUUUUUCGACAAUCUUAUUAGACAUCCGUGGCCGUGGCGACAACUUUGGUUGAUCGGCAUCCGGUAUCCGGCACUUAUUUUCAAACGACGGGCGACUCGUUUUCAUGGAACGGCCCUGAAUGAGCGCGAGUGAAAGUUCUCGAGCCAAAUAUUUUUCGCGACUUCGUUUCGUGGACUGGUGUACCGUGUAAUACGCGAACAUUGAGGAGUGGGCUGUAGCGACGUGAAAGUGGCCGUCUGGAAGUGGCGGAAUGCGGAGUGUUGAGCGCUACGCUGAGCCGCGGCGUGUACGCUGAUCCAUGAUACUAGUUAAUUGGAGUACCACAUUUACUUGUAACUCGCCAAGUAAACAGACUACUUUGGCAGAUCCUAUCGUGCCCGAUCACCUCUUGUCUUGGAUGUUCAUCAAUUUUGAUCCGAUUAUCUUAGCGCCGUUGUAUCGAGAAGGCAAAGAGGGAUGGCGAGAUGUCGGCGGGAAUCGAGGAAUUCGAGAAUGAAAGCGUGCGGCAUUUAGUCUGCGGCUGACCACUUUAAAAGAGUAUGCAGCGUUGGUUACUAGCUCUGGACGAACCUGCAUCUAACCCAUGCGGUAACACCGCCAUCAAUCACCAAUCGUCAAGUGGCACGAUCUCAACAACGGCCUUGACAGUUUCAGCUGGGAACCAGAACAGCUCCGACAACGAUGGUGUAAAGUUUGCUUUGCGUCUACCGAACGAGCGAUACAUUUGCAAUCCCGAUAGUCUCUAUGCCGUACCGAGAACAGACUUGCACGAGGUAGAAUGGAUAGAGCCUGACUCGAUAGACGCCGAGGUCUCGAGGUUCGUAGCCGGCUCUUCGACGACAACGACAACGACCACGACGACGCGAAAUAAUCCGAGAAGAUGCUACCGAACCUCGACCAGUUCUGGCUAUUCCAGCCAUUCUCCACCAUUGUCCGCUGGUUCUUACUCUUGCUAUGCGUCGGCGGUCCCUCGCCAAGGUCAAGGCAUUUUUCGAGCUCUGCCUAUAACAAUGAAAGACCAGUUCGGUGGUGGACUUGCCGUAAUUCACGAGAGCGAGUCGAUUCCACGUCCUAUAUGGCCAUCUGCGUUUCCUAGCCCUCGCGAGCUUUAUCAGAGCGACGAGAAUCCCGAAUACGAUGCUGUGUACGCGUGCUGCGGACGCGGUUGCGCGUACGCCUACUCGUACUGCGAUUGGGAUUAUGAAAACUCUACAGGCAUAUCAGCGUCAGCGCGCGACGUCCUCCUUGAAUUAUCCCGAACACUGAACUCUGUGAUAGAAGGCGAAACCGUUAUGACGCCGGAGGAAAUCCUGCAUAACAUCUCGCACAAAGUUGCUCAAGGGAUCGGCUUGAAAGGAGGGAUUUACGAGUACGUUUAUCGUAAUUCGUCUCUCUUAUCCGCCAAGACAUCAUUUGCAGGCGACAAAACCUCAUCCUUGUUGAGCUGUAACAAUAGAACCUUAUCGACGAAGAUCAACCCGGUAAACUCGAAGCUUUACAGUAACAUGAGGCAAUUUUACGUCCACAACCCGGCGUGGUACACUUGCCUGAGCUCCUGCGAGCAUACUCACGGAUUUCUGUCGUCGUCGUCGUCGUCGUCGAAGGCUGGCGAACCAAUCGGAACGAACAACGAGCCAGGAAAAAAAUCAAGUCCUCCCGCGGUGUUCCUGGUGGACGAUCACUGUCGAGAAACUACGCGGACGCUCCUAUCGGAGUCGCAGAUUCAUCGAAACCUUUCCGGUUCUCGUGUUUGCAAAUGCUCGAAUCGUUCGAGUCAUAGCAUCGAACAACCACGAAACGCAUAUACAACCCAUCGCGCUGCCCUCGAUCCGAAAGAGACAAUCGUAAUUAACGACGAAACCAUGCAGAAUCGAAACAGACUCGUUCACAACGAAUCGGAAUACGCAACGCAGCUGGAAUGCAGUGACGGUGGUUCAUCCAGUGAAGGUAUAAUCGUUUCGUCCGGCAAAACUAACUGGGACCAUCGCAUACGAGGAUUCGCCGGAGACUUAGACUUCACAUUGGACGUUUCUCGUGCCGAACGGUUAGGCCGAACGAUCGCAAAAGCGAAACGGAAGCGACAAUGGUGCAGAGCUCUAACCGCAUUUUUCGGACUAGUCUUCUUUGUUUUAAGUGUCGUCAUUGUCUCGUUGUCCGUAACGAGAGGUCGUAAAGUAUUUGGAAGCAUGUGAGAUCAUUGAUCCACGAGUUACAUUGGAAUUGGAACGAUGCAACAACUGUUCGAACGCAUGGCUUGGCUGUAUAGUAUACACGUCUGAGGCCACCGAAGCAACAAUCAUACUCGGAGCGAAAACUAUCGCUUGUUUUAAAGUAACUUCCCUGACUGUAAAUUUCAGAGAAGGCUCUACGAAUUUCUAUAUUUAUCUUGUAUAUUUACCUUUCGAAUACUAUAGAUUAAAUAGCGGGCUAGUGGUAUAAUAUAACCAACUGAUAGUCACCUAGCGGCUAGCGACGAUGACUAAUCAGUUUUUCUUUUUGCUCAGAGUAUGAUAUAAUCGUUCGAUUAGAACGCUCUCGUAACGUUUAUUACUGUAAAAUUACUGACUGACACGCUCUCGCUUUAUGUAUUUCUCAGUACCUUAUACCGUUAAGUGAAAUUGGCAGGAUUCAAAUCCUGUUAGCAAUAUGUGGCUGUGACCAUGUUCUUAUGUAUAAAUAUUAAUAUACAAAAUAUACGCUGAUAAAAUCA